ACUACAAUUUUUUUUGUAAAUAAACCAAAAAGAGACCACCAAAAAAUCCAAGAAAAUUCCAUUUCCCAAUGGUUUUCACAACAGUUGUUAAUUUCAUACGAGCCCGCGGUCCCGAUGAGUUCUGGAGGAAGAGGAAAAUAUUCAAACUAUCUGCGCAUUUUGUGGGGCGUAAGAGGAAUUGCUACUCCUUGGCCAUCAGGAAUGUUCACAGAGCACUGCAGUAUGCUACGAAAGGGCGUGAGCUAAAGAAGCGCGACAUGAGUGAUCUGUGGUCAGCGAGAGUUGCUGCCGGAUGUGAACAGCAUGGGAUUUCUUUCUACACCUUCAUGGAAUCACUGCAGAGAUGCAACAUAUUGCUAAAUAAGAAAGUCCUAUCGGAACUUGCUGCAUGGGAGCCGAGAACAUUUGAAGCUCUUGCACGAAUUGCGCGAGAGAAGGCUACUGUUGAUGAACUUCCGGACGUAAAGAACAAAGACGUUUCAUCAGGAGUAAUUACGAGAAGCACGCUAAAGUAGAAGCUUCCCGGAUGAAUUUAUUAAGUAUAGGAAAAUAGAGAUUUACAAAAUA
Lutzomyia longipalpis is the source of this 567-nucleotide messenger RNA. It is a transcript of the gene mRpL20, whose product is annotated as 39S ribosomal protein L20, mitochondrial. Gene Ontology annotation, molecular function: rRNA binding; structural constituent of ribosome. Bases 69 to 515 code for a protein of 148 amino acids. Gene Ontology annotation, cellular component: ribosome. Lineage: Eukaryota; Metazoa; Arthropoda; Insecta; Diptera; Psychodidae. The record is from RefSeq and is a predicted model, not a curated record. The transcript has 2 exons. Gene Ontology annotation, biological process: ribosomal large subunit assembly; translation.